Messenger RNA from Ailuropoda melanoleuca (giant panda), 3342 nucleotides. It is a transcript of the gene FGFR4, whose product is annotated as fibroblast growth factor receptor 4. The transcript is spliced from 18 exons. Gene Ontology annotation, cellular component: signaling receptor complex; plasma membrane. The record is from RefSeq and is a predicted model, not a curated record. The coding region runs from base 373 to 2817 and encodes 814 amino acids. Gene Ontology annotation, molecular function: fibroblast growth factor receptor activity; fibroblast growth factor binding; ATP binding. NCBI's taxonomy places the organism in Eukaryota, Metazoa, Chordata, Mammalia, Carnivora, Ursidae. Gene Ontology annotation, biological process: positive regulation of ERK1 and ERK2 cascade; regulation of bile acid biosynthetic process; positive regulation of kinase activity.
UCCCCGCCGCCAGAGGGCGAGCGGCAGCGGGGCUCAGGGAGCUGCCACCUCCCAGCCCUGGGGACCUGGGCGUCCUCUCGGAAGGGGGGUGGAGGAGACGGUAAAUCAGUAACCCGCAGCGCACACAGGGCCUUUUGUCCCGCUCCGUCCAAAGAGCACCCUGGCGGUGGAGCUGGUUACUCAUUGCCCACCCGGGCGGGGGCGGGCCGGCUGUCUCUGCAGCUCCCCCUCUGGACCUGCCGACUCGCACCUCCCCCCAGGGUGGCCGGGUAGGGGUGGAGGAAGAAGAGCGCGCUGGUCCCUCGGCUGCUGGACCGUCUGCGCGCCCCGAGUAGAGAUGAGAAAGCUGAGGAUCCCAGAGGAAGGCAGUUGAUGGUAAGCCCGGCCUGGGUCCCUGUGAGCAGCAGGAAGGAUAUGUGGCUGCUGUUGGCCCUGCUGGGGGUCCUGGUGGAGGUGCCUGGGGCUCCAGCUUUGUCUCUUGAAGCCUCUGAGGAAAUGGAGCUAGAGCCCUGCCUGGCCCCCAGCCCGGAGCAGCAAGAGCAGGAGCUGACCGUGGCCCUCGGGCAGCCCGUGCGGCUAUGCUGUGGGCGGGCUGAGCGUGGUGGCCACUGGUACAAGGAGGGCAGUCGCCUACCACCUGCUGGCCGGGUACGAGGCUGGAGGAGCCGCUUGGAGAUCGCCAGCUUCCUACCGGAGGACGCCGGCUGCUACCUCUGCCUGGCACGAGGCUCCAUGCUUGUCCUGCACAAUGUUACCUUGGUUGUGGAUGACUCCUCGACCUCCAGCAAUGGUAAUGAGGACCCUAAGGCCCAUGGGGGCCCCUUGAACGGGCAUAUUUACCCCCAGCAAGCUCCCUACUGGACACACCCUCAGCGCAUGGAGAAGAAACUGCACGCAGUGCCUGCUGGGAACACGGUCAAGUUCCGCUGUCCAGCUGCAGGCAACCCCACACCCACCAUCCGCUGGCUCAAGGACGGACAGGACUUCCACGGGGAGCAUCGCAUCGGAGGCAUUCGGCUGCGCCACCAGCACUGGAGCCUGGUGAUGGAAAGCGUGGUGCCCUCGGACCGUGGCACAUACACUUGCCUCGUGGAGAACUCGAUGGGCAGCCUCCGCUAUAGCUAUCUGCUGGACGUGCUGGAGCGGUCCCCGCACCGGCCCAUCCUGCAGGCGGGGCUCCCGGCCAACACAACAGCUGUGGCAGGCAGCGAUGUGGAGCUGCUGUGUAAGGUGUACAGCGACGCCCAGCCCCACAUCCAGUGGCUGAAGCACAUCGUCAUCAACGGCAGCAGUUUCGGGGCCGACGGCUUCCCCUACGUGCAAGUCCUGAAGACAGCAGACAUCAAUAGCUCAGAGGUGGAGGUCCUGUACCUUCGGAACGUGUCAGCUGAGGAUGCGGGCGAAUACACCUGCCUGGCGGGCAACUCCAUUGGCCUCUCCUACCAGUCCGCCUGGCUCACAGUGCUGCCAGAGGAGGACCUCACAUGGACAGCAGCAGCGCCUGAGGCCAGGUACACGGACAUCAUUCUGUACGUGUCCGGCUCUCUGGCUUUGGUUGUCCUCCUGCUGCUAGCUGGGCUGUACCGAGGGCAGGUUCUCAUCAGCCAGCACCCCAGGCAGCCCACCACUGUGCAGAAGUUGUCCCGCUUCCCUCUGGCCCGACAGUUCUCACUGGAGUCUGGUUCUUCGGCCAAGUCAAGCUCCUCCUUGGUGCGGGGUGUCCGUCUGUCCUCCAGUGGCCCUCCCUUGCUCGCUGGCCUUGUGAGUCUAGACCUACCUCUCGACCCACUGUGGGAGUUCCCCCGGGACAGGCUGGUGCUCGGGAAGCCGCUGGGUGAGGGCUGCUUCGGGCAGGUGGUGCGUGCGGAGGCCUUUGGCAUGGACCCCGCCCGGCCUGACCAAGCCAGCACCGUGGCUGUCAAGAUGCUCAAGGACAAUGCCUCCGACAAGGACUUGGCAGACCUGGUCUCUGAGAUGGAGGUGAUGAAGCUGAUUGGCCGACACAAGAACAUUAUCAAUCUGCUGGGCGUCUGUACUCAGGAAGGGCCCCUGUAUGUGAUUGUGGAGUGUGCCGCCAAGGGAAACCUGCGGGAGUUCCUGCGGGCCCGGCGGCCCCCAGGCCCUGACCUCAGCCCUGACGGGCCGAGGAGCAGUGAGGGGCCGCUUUCCUUCCCUGCCCUGGUGUCCUGCGCCUACCAGGUGGCCCGAGGCAUGCAGUAUCUAGAGUCGAGGAAGUGCAUCCACCGGGACCUGGCUGCCCGAAACGUACUGGUGACAGAGGACAAUGCGAUGAAGAUCGCCGACUUCGGGCUGGCCCGCGGCAUCCACCACAUUGACUACUACAAGAAAACCAGCAAUGGCCGCCUGCCUGUCAAGUGGAUGGCACCUGAGGCCUUAUUUGACCGAGUCUACACACAUCAGAGUGACGUGUGGUCGUUCGGGAUCCUGCUGUGGGAGAUCUUCACCCUCGGGGGCUCCCCGUACCCCGGCAUCCCCGUGGAGGAGCUAUUCUCACUGCUGCGGGAGGGGCAUCGGAUGGACCGGCCCCCGAACUGCCCCCCAGAGCUGUACGGGCUGAUGCGGGAGUGCUGGCACGCAGCACCCUCUCAGAGGCCUACGUUCAAGCAGCUGGUGGAGGCACUGGACAAGGUCCUGCUGGCCGUCUCCGAGGAGUACCUAGACCUCCGCCUGACCUUCGGACCCUACUCCCCUGCCGGCGGGGACGCCAGCAGCUGCUCCUCCAAUGACUCUGUCUUCUGCCACGACCCCCUGCCCCUGGGGCCCAGCUCCUUCUCCUUCCCGGGGGCGGAGACAUGAGCAGGGCCACGAGGUGGUGUAGUCAGGCGGCCGCCUUCAGCCUCCCGGCUGAGCUGCACCCUGGCAGUGCUUGGCCUUGGCAGCCUCAGGCCCCAACUGCAGGGUACUGUCCCAGAUCUCUAGUUCUGCUUUGGGGAGGUCCGUUCUUGUUCCUGGGGUCCGUAGAUGAGGCUUCCUGUUCUGGCCUGGGUUCCCAAGCCAGACUUCAACCCCAGUCUUAAGGCCCUGCCCUUGCCUUUAGAGUCAUGGCCCCAGUGUUCUAAUGGCCUGAGUGUUAGGGUUCUGCUUGGCCUCCAGGGCCUUAGCACUCAGUCCUUGAUCCAGGGCUUUGGCUGGACCUAGCUGUUGAGCUGUCCUAAACCUCCCUGCUUCCUUGCACCAAGAGAGGUCUUGGGCCUCUAAACCCCAUUUCCCCCGGUGUCCCCUGCCUCCCCUUUGCUGGUUGUCCCAGCAUCUUGUGGAAAGAGCAUUGGUACCUGUGCUCCUAGCUGAGCAGCUGGAAGCCUGCCGAAAACACAGAAGCAA